This is a messenger RNA of Fusarium coffeatum, 1593 nucleotides long. RefSeq lists its product as uncharacterized. Gene Ontology annotation, biological process: attachment of GPI anchor to protein. Gene Ontology annotation, cellular component: GPI-anchor transamidase complex. The record is from RefSeq and is a predicted model, not a curated record. The transcript has 2 exons. The coding region runs from base 1 to 1593 and encodes 530 amino acids. NCBI's taxonomy places the organism in Eukaryota, Fungi, Ascomycota, Sordariomycetes, Hypocreales, Nectriaceae.
AUGCCCGACGACAAGAUGGCGCCCAGCGACGUCAAGGAACCCUCUGCGGCGCCUCAGACUCUUGAGCCACCACCCGAGAAACCCUCCGACGCUUCAAGGAGAACCCGCAUCGUCAUCUCCUUUUGGUUGCUUGUCUUCUGUCUUGGUGUACCGAUAUGGUGGAAGACGACAACUAUUUAUCGCGCGAAUCUGCCGCUUGAUGGUAUGAUGCAGUGGGCUGAGGGAAAGGCUUGUCGCCCUGUGUUUCCUCUACAGAUCUCUGUCAAGGCCGAUACGUUGCAAGAUAACGAAGCGCAGAAUCUGGUGCGAUUGACUCAGCAUGCUCUCGAUGAUCAUAAUGACUUUUCGGGUCACCACCUCCGUCUUCAGCUCGCUCCCAAGGGCGGCGCUUCGCCUUCGCCUGCUACCGACGACGAAUCGCACGUUGCUCUAACGAUUCAACUUGCGCCCGGCGAGAGCAACUCUGCCUCUCUCGACCCCGACUCGGCCAUCCUCAACAUCGCAUAUCCCUCGAAUGCAGUCCCAUCCGCUUCAUCGUCUUCUUCAGCCCUUGCGACCUACAUCGCCAACGAGCUCCAAUCGACCUUCCGAGAAGAACAAUCCAUCAUUUCCUACCUCCUUUCGACGUCUUCCGCGCCGGAUGCGAAGCCUCAAGGCCUUACCCCCGAAAUAACCGAUAUGCUGUCCAAGCGAACUACUCGAUCACUGCGAUACUCGCCAACGUACCACCUCACCUUCUCGCUCUUUACCGCUGGCGCUACACCUAGUACUUGGGACAUCGAAAAUGCGAUCGAGGAAUACAUGAAGCCCAUGCUCGAUGUGCUGGGCCCUAUCCACAACUUUACAAUUGAUAGUCAGGUGCAGCUCUAUGCGACACCUGGUGCUCAGUCCCAAGUACUGAGCAAGGAGGACCUCGCAUCCUUCAUCAAUGCUGCUGAGUGGCCUUUAUCACCUUCAAUUGCUGGUGCCCCUACUGUCAACUUUGUUAUCUACAUUGGCGACCAGAAGAUUGGCCUUGAUUCGGAGGCUGAGACAGCUCAGUCGUGGAUGUUUCCUCAAUGGGGCAGUGUGUACCUUCUCAGUCUUCCCGAGACAACGACACAUGUGUCUAGUGAGACGUUGAAGCAACCGAUGCUGACUUUCACUGGCCAUUUGCUGUCGCUCUUGGGAACUCCUCAAUCAGGAUCCCUGCCUCUAAGACUAUCCACACUAUCCCGUAUCCGCUCAGCAGAUCUCCUUCUUCGCGCUUCAUCAACAUUGGGCUCACUAGCAAGACUAUCUCUUGCCCUGCCUUCUAUUUCCAUUCCUCGCAGCGUCGCUGACGGUGUCUCUUCCAGCAUGGAGCAUCUCCAACAAGCAUGUGCCAGCCUCGGCGCGCCUUCUGGACUUCUCCACGCUAGAAUCGCCGAGGAGGAAGCAGAGAGGGCGUUCUUUGAGAAGAGCAUGGUUGGACAGUUGUAUUUCCCUGAUGAGCAUAAGAUUGCGGUUUACUUGCCGCUUCUUGGACCGGUGGGUGUGCCGCUGGUGAUGGGACUUAUUAAUGAGCUUAGAGGUUGGAUUAAGAGGAGGAGACAGAAAGCCAAGGAUGCUUGA